CUUAUAUUCAUAGCAAUAGUCUUGUAUAUCAUUUGAUAAGAGCUUCUAUUCUCUCUGGUUAAUUAAUUUCCCCACAUAAAAAAAUGAAACUAUUUGCGUUUUCGCUUGCAUGGCCUUUUGCCCUUCUAGCUUCUUUUCUGGCUUCAGCAGCUAUUGUGGAACAUACAUUCAAAGUUCAAAACACUACUAUCAAACGCAUGUGCAAGGAGCAAGUGAUUGUCACAGUUAAUGGACGUUUCCCUGGGCCAACGAUGAAUGUCCACGAAGGUGACACUGUAAUUGUCCAUGUUUUGAACGAGGGACCCUAUGAUAUCACUAUUCAUUGGCAUGGAGUUUUUCAGCUCUUUAGUCCUUGGGCAGAUGGUCCUGAAUAUGUGACUCAAUGCUCAAUAAAACCAAGAAGUAAUUACACGCAUAAAUUCAACGUGACACAACAAGAAGGAACCGUGUGGUGGCACGCUCAUGCAUCAUAUUUACGCGCAACAGUUCAUGGUGCAUUCAUCAUUCAGCCUCGUUCAGGCCAAUUUCCAUUCAAUAAACCUUAUAAGCAAAUUCCUAUCAUAUUAGGUGAUUGGUAUAAUUCUAAUGUUGAGGAUAUUACGGCCGAAGCACAGAUCACUGGCGGUGGACCGAAAACAUCUGAUGCUUUUACAAUCAAUGGUUUAACUAGUGAUCUCUUCAAUUGCACUGAAAUUGAGACAUAUAAGAUGAAAGUGAAGCAAGGAAAGACUUACAUGCUCCGAAUGAUCAACGCUGCACUCAAUUACGAUCUUUUCUUCAAGAUAGCAAAUCACAGUUUCACAGUUGUUGCCGUGGAUGCCUCAUACACCGACCCCUACGUCACCGACAUCGUAGUCCUUGCCCCUGGCCAGAGCGCUGACGUGUUAUUCACCGCGAACCAACCCAUUGGCUCCUACUACAUGGUUGCCUCUCCCUACGUUGUUGGUCUCGAAGACUUCGACCAAAACAUAGCUCGUGGCACAGUUAUUUACGACAACGCGCCACCAUCACCAAAACCCGUAAUGCCAAUUCUACCCCCCUUCAACGACACCGACACGGCUUUCAAAUUCUACACCAACGUAACGUCCAAAGUGGGGGCCCCACACUGGGUUCCGGUCCCACGUGAGGUGGACGAACGCAUGUUUGUCACCAUUGGAUUCAACCUAGAGUUGUGUGAUUCCAAGAAUGCGACCAAUGCCACGUGUCAGGGCCCGCUUGGCCAGAGAUUUUCUGCCAGCAUGAACAAUGAGUCGUUUGCGGUUCCCGCGGGUGUGAAAAUGUCUAUGUUGGAAGCGUUCUAUAAGAAUGUGAGUGGAGUGUACACUGCGGAUUUCCCUGAUAACCCUCCGGUUGUGUUCGACUUCACGAAUCUUGAUAACGCUAUGAAUGAGAGUCUUCUGUUUGCGCCCAAAUCGAUCAAGGCGAAGAAACUCAAGUUCAAUUCCACGGUGGAGAUGGUGUUUCAGAAUACAGCACUUCUCGGGGGGCAAAACCAUCCCAUGCACCUUCAUGGUUAUAGCUUCCAUGUUUUGGCUCAAGGGUUCGGGAAUUUCGACCCCGCCAAGGAUACACCCAAGUUUAAUUUGGAGAAUCCACAACUUCGCAACACGGUUGGGAUUCCUAUGGGAGGAUGGACUGUCAUCAGAUUCCAAGCAAACAAUCCAGGGGUUUGGCUUAUGCAUUGCCAUAUGGAAGAUCAUGUGCCAUGGGGACUAGCCAUGACUUUUGAGGUUGAGAAUGGACCAACUCCUUCAACUUCAGUUCCUCCACCACCUGCUGAUCUGCCUAAAUGCUAAUCAGGCCAGUUUCGAAGUGCAGAUCUACAUAUGAUCAGAAAUGGAUCAACACCAUCUCUCUCGCAUUUUAAUUUCUUCAAGUUGUGUCAAAAGUUUAUCUUUUUCUUUCGGUGUGUGUGUCAUAAGUUUAUAAUAGUAUUAUUUAAUGUUAAUGUAAUAUUGUUAUGUAUACAAAAACAAAAUGACGCCAUUGUCAUUUUGUUUUGGCCAAUAAACUAAAUUUUAGUGGAAAUGUCAGGAAUUUCAAUAUGCUGUAACAUGGCAUUCAAGUCAAUAAUAAUAGUCAGGCCCUGUCCCGGGAAUUUAUGGGGGCGAACCAA
This is a messenger RNA of Cajanus cajan (pigeon pea), 2116 nucleotides long. RefSeq names its product laccase-7. Lineage: Eukaryota; Viridiplantae; Streptophyta; Magnoliopsida; Fabales; Fabaceae. Gene Ontology annotation, biological process: lignin catabolic process. Gene Ontology annotation, molecular function: hydroquinone:oxygen oxidoreductase activity; copper ion binding. The record is from RefSeq and is a predicted model, not a curated record. Gene Ontology annotation, cellular component: apoplast.